This is a messenger RNA of Xiphophorus couchianus (Monterrey platyfish), 4982 nucleotides long. It is a transcript of the gene arsj, whose product is annotated as arylsulfatase family, member J. NCBI's taxonomy places the organism in Eukaryota, Metazoa, Chordata, Actinopteri, Cyprinodontiformes, Poeciliidae. Gene Ontology annotation, molecular function: sulfuric ester hydrolase activity. The record is from RefSeq and is a predicted model, not a curated record.
UAAAGGUCCUCAAAGACCGUAUGAAUGAUGAUGGCCUGCGUUCUUUAAGUGACCUACAAACUGUGUACAAUUUACCAAGUUCCACAUUCUUCUUUUAUUUACAACUCAGAUCGGCCAUGAAUGCGUACGGUGUGCCAUGGGGUGUGCCUCUCCCAACCCAUCCCUUACAAAAACUUCUUGCCUCGCAGGGUCAGGCACGUGGCAUUGUUUCUAAAUUAUAUACAUUUAUUUUGGAUCCUCGUGCCAGAAAAUAUAUGGGGGAGAGACCUUUCCUUUAUGGGAGAUGUAGAAAUCUGCUGGGAUACAGUUUGGGAGAAUCUCCACAACACAUCCAAAAUCAUGGUAAAGUUCACAGAGCAAGCUGUCACAAAAAAGAGAAUAAAAUCAGUUUUCAAAAGCAAAGUAUUGAAAUAAACUUUGUUUCACUGAACAUGUGUGAUUACAUAGAAUUUUCUGUAUUCAACAAGUCACAACAAAACACUUAUCUCCAACAAAUAUCUUCAACAAUGACUUAGGAAAGCAAAAAUACUGUAACUGUACAUCUAAAAUAAUUUGUUUUGUUGUACUUUUUAGUAGCACAAAUGCCUAAACAGUACCGCCAUUUUGAAUGUCAAAGUUACGACACAGAGGCGUACUGUCCCAAUUCUCACAUUUCUGCUGCUUAUAAACCUGCGUACUUAUGAGCACUUGACUGAAUCCAUACUUCACAGAGGGGUGUAGGGCGCACACUGAGCUUUGGGACUGGGCCUAAGUGAUAAUGACCUCAUUAUUUGACUCAGGUGUGUUGAAGUGGAGACACACCUAAAGUUGCAGGAAAACGGCCCUUGAGGCAUGGAGUUGCCCACCCUUGCUCUAAGGGGUGUUAGCCUGCCUUCACAAGUUUUGUUUGUGAAACUGUCACCAGUUAUAAUUAUGCAAGAGUGUAGCAGUGUGUGUAAGUAGAUAAAAGGGACAGAGGAAAUCUAUAUUUUUAUAACAUAUGUGACCAUUGUUAUUGUUUGGCACCUCUCUGAUUACUGCUAUCAGAGAGGUGCUGAUUUUUACAUUUGUUCAGACAUCUUUUACGUGUUUUUUUAUAAGCUCAACUGCUUUAAUGUGUUGAUUUGCAAAGGAGAGAGCGCUUGGAGUUCAGCCGUUUCGCACCAGCUAUCCCUCCCAAUACGGAGCCUACACUGCCCCCUAUGGGUUUGACAUAUUUAGAACAACACACAAUAGUGUAAUUCAGCGGGUUUAUAUGGACGACCACUAUUUUUAAAACUGAUCAGCUGUGGACGAGAUUAUUUUAUAAAAACUAAUAUCUCUGCUACGUCGUUUUAAAAAGACCCAAGGUCUAAAAUUCAAACUACCUUGUAAGCGUCAAAAACACGGAUAAAUUACAGAAUAAAUAUACAACCCGCUUGCCAUACAAUUAGUUCUCUCAGCAGUUGUGCAGUUUGUGCUCUGUGGUGCUUUUAGCAGUGGAUCCGCAGCAAGAAGACAAAUGGGAGGAUUGUGGAAAGUUUCUGAACGCGUCAUGACAGUGAGGGGAUUGGACUGAUUCGGACCUGCGUCCUUCUGCGGAUCAGGCCCCGCUGUGUGAGUCGGGGGACAGGACUGCUUCUCUGAGCGGAACUCCGCCGGAGUUCUGCUUAAGUUCCCGGGCGGAGCAGCUGCCGCCUGCCUGCAAGCCACAUGGACCCUUCCCGCUGCAGAGCAUGCUGCUAGCGCCUGGCGGUCGGAAGGAGAACCGUGAGGCUGUGCAGACCACCGAACCCGAGCUCCACACGCCGCUGCUGCCUCCUAGUCAUGCGCACAGACCACCUCCGUUGAGGAUCCUAGUCGGGCUGAAGAUGUUCCUGACCUUCCUCUUCAGCUUCAUCGUUCCUCCGGUAUGGAGCGUUCACAUGUCGUGGGAAAAUUGGAGGUCAGCGCUGCGCAACGGAGGGGAUGAGUUCGAGCCGCCGACCUCCCAGCCGCACAUCGUCUUCAUCCUGGUGGAUGAUCAGGGCUUCCGGGAUGUUGGAUACCACGGCUCCGAGAUCAAAACUCCGAACUUGGACCGGCUGGCCGCACAGGGGGUGAAGCUGGAGAAUUACUACGUGCAGCCGCUCUGCAGCCCGUCCAGGAGUCAGCUGAUGACCGGCAGGUAUCAGAUCCACACAGGCCUACAACAUUCUAUCAUUCGUGCCACCCAGCCCAACUGCCUGCCUUUGGAGAAUAUCACUCUCCCCCAGAAGCUCAAAGAAGCAGGCUACUCCACCCACAUGGUGGGGAAGUGGCACCUCGGCUUUUACAAACGUGGCUGCCUUCCCACCCAACGAGGUUUCGACACUUUCUUCGGAUCUCUGCUUGGAAGUGGCGAUUACUACAGUCACUACAAAUGCGAAGGCCCCGGCAUGUGCGGCUAUGAUCUGUACGAAGGGGAAGAGGCCGCUUGGGAACAGGACCGCGGUUUGUACUCUACCGUGAUGUUCACUCGAAAGGCUGUCAGCAUCUUGGCCAAUCAUGAUCCCCACAAGCAACCCUUAUUUCUUUACUUGGCCUACCAGGCAGUUCAUUCCCCGUUGCAAGUUCCUGCUCGCUAUCUCGAGCGCUACAAGGGAAUUCCAAACCCACAUCGCCGAAAAUAUGCUGCCAUGGUUUCCUGUCUUGAUGAAGCCAUUCACAACCUGACCUUGGCCCUGAAACACUUUGGUUACUAUGACAACACAGUUAUAGUGUACUCCACAGACAAUGGGGGCCAGCCAUUAGCCGGUGGAAGUAACUGGCCCUUGAGGGGGAGUAAAGCCACCUACUGGGAGGGGGGCAUCAGGGCAGUAGGUUUUGUUCACAGUCCCCUGUUAGUCAAAAAAGGGUCAAAAUGUCAAACUUUGGUCCACAUAACUGACUGGUUUCCUACUCUAGUGACUCUGGGGGGAGGCACCUUAGAUGAAGAUCAAAACCUAGAUGGAUAUGACGUUUGGGAGGCUAUUAGUGAAGGUCGUCCAUCACCUCGCCUAGACAUUUUACAUAACAUCGACCCAAUUUACAUUAAAGCCAAGAAUGGCUCUUGGAAGGCGGGAUAUGGAUUGUGGAACACCGCUGUCCAAGCUGCGCUCCGAGUUGGCCACUGGAAGCUACUGACAGGUGUGCCAGGCUACAGUGACUGGGUGCCACCACAGACGUUCUCCAACCAACGACUAACCACUCGCCACCAUAAUGAACGUGUGCGUUGGGGCGGGGGUAAAUCCAUCUGGCUGUUCAACAUCACAGCUGAUCCUUAUGAGCGAGUAGACUUGUCUCAGCAAUACCCACACAUAGUAAAGAAGAUGCUGAUGCGGCUGGUACAGUACAACAAGACCGCUGUGCCAGUGCGCUACCCUGCAAAGGACCUGCGCUCCAACCCGCAGUACAACGGAGGAGUAUGGGGACCUUGGUACAAGGAUGAGAAGCAGGAGCAGGAUGAGGAGGAGAGAUAUAAUAACUUGUUUACAAACCAUUUUGGUAAAAGAAGGUGGAAAAAUAAAUCAAGGAAUAUAAAGUUAAAACGCAAAGCAGAAUAUUAGCUUAAAGGAUUCAUGAAGAAACCUCAGACUGCCUUUACUCAGGUAUUAACACUUCUUGUUUUAGGACAUUUUAACUCCAGGAAGUCUAAAUUGGACUCGACUAAACACUACAGUGAGAAAGUGUUUACAGAUUUCUUCUGUUUUUGCUUUUUUUCUGACUUAAAAAUUUCAGAUUUUAAUUUUAAUACCACACAGAAGUAACUUGAUUAAAUAGAAUAGGCAAUUUUCAAGUGAUUAUUUAAUUUAAGAGAAAAAGCUAGCCAAACCUGGCUAAAACUAUAUUCUCAUAAAGGUUUUUUUAUGCAAUUUGAAGUAUUGCAUUAGAAAAGAUUGAUGGAAAUGGCAAAAUUUUUAAUAAUUUCCUCACUUUCAGAAAAAAGUUUUUUUUUUUUUUUAUGUUUGCCUGAGAUGGUUUUUGGCUUUUCCAAAAAUAGAGUUGAUGUGUAAAAGACAGAAACACUUUUGCUUGAUGAGUUCUGAAGUAGUAAACAUCACCAUCCACUGAAGGGUCUGUGCCUUACCAGAGGCAUGAAACAAGUCAAAAUCCAAACCUCUGGCUCAGAGGGAUGGACUCUCCAUUUUUCUGAGAUGUGUGAUUCAUGCUAGUUAGCAACUUCUACAUCUAGUUUAUUACAGCCAUGUGUAGCGUCAACAUCAUGCUUUGCGGUUGAGUCACUCCAAACCACUAGAUGGAAACACACAGAAUAGUUUUUUGACUUUUUUGCAGCAUUUUAAAAGUUUGCAUGACAUCUUUAUGGAUGUGACAAAAACUAAUUACCCUCUAAACUUAAUGGCUGGUUGUGAUGGUAACAACUGCCACUUUAUGCUUUUUCUCCAUAGGAUCAUGUUACUUUGGACAGUUUUUCCUUUUAUAAAAAAAAUUAUAAUUUAUUCACAUAGGUUAUAUUUGCCUCAUGUGUUCAAUGACACAAAAUAUACAAUUGCAACAAAAGAAAUAAAAAACAGAAGACCUCUGUAAGGGAGUAGAUUCUUUUUCACAACACUACAUAGUGUGUAAGAUGUGCUGCUGGAUGCCUGACGGUGAUUUGUUCAGGCACUGAUGCCAUGUUUAGACGGUGAAGACCUCAGUUCAGUGUUUGGACUAUUUUUUCUUUACUUUUUUUUUAUAAGAAUCUAUUGUAUGACUGAACUGUUGUCACUUUUACAUUCAUGUUUCACUUAUAGUUGAAAAUGCAACUUUUUUUUUUGACUCUUGCCAUAAUUUUGAUGGUAAUGAAGUAAGACCCAUUCUUAUCAUGUUUUCUUUGUGGUGCUAUACUGUCGUGCUAGCAGAUUUAGGAUUUAUGUCAUGUUUGUGUUCAAAUAUGCUGCUUGUUAUAAGCAUACUUUGUACUUUAGAACAAUAACUGGUAGUUUGUUCUACCAGUUAGAAGUCUGCUCAGGCACCGGGCCAACCUGAAUCUAACUCGAGCAACAAAAUAAAGUCUUGGACAUUUA